Archocentrus centrarchus (flier cichlid) is the source of this 917-nucleotide messenger RNA. RefSeq names its product guided entry of tail-anchored proteins factor 1 (gene get1). Gene Ontology annotation, biological process: tail-anchored membrane protein insertion into ER membrane. NCBI's taxonomy places the organism in Eukaryota, Metazoa, Chordata, Actinopteri, Cichliformes, Cichlidae. Gene Ontology annotation, cellular component: GET complex. The record is from RefSeq and is a predicted model, not a curated record. The transcript has 5 exons. Bases 69 to 581 code for a protein of 170 amino acids. Gene Ontology annotation, molecular function: protein-membrane adaptor activity.
AGCAUGCACAAUUGUUAUUAGCUGAGUGUAGAGCAGCUGCAACAAGGAGGACGCUGUGAAACUCAAACAUGGCGGCCGGCUAUGCGUGGUUUCUGGUGCUGGGCUCGGUUUUUCUCUGCAAUCUUAUGAAAAUACUUCUACCGACCAUCUCCUCCUUCCUCUCAAAAAUGGUGCAGAAAGAUGCUGAGCAAGAGAGUGAGAUGAGGGCUGAAAUCCAAGAGAUGAAGAAGGAGCAGUCAUCCAUUAGCAUGAUGGAUGAGUUUGCUAGAUAUGCCAGGCUGGAGCGCAAAAUCAACAAGACAACAGACAAGCUGAAAACACAUGUGAAGUCAAGAACUGCUCAACAAGCCAAAAUGAAGUGGGUUGUCAGCAUUGUCUUUUACAUACUGCAGGCUGCUCUGAUGAUCUCAUUGAUAUGGAAAUAUUACUCUGAUCCAGUGACUGUGGUGCCCAGCAGGUGGAUUGCUCCUGUGGAGCGCCUCGUGGCUUUCCCAACAGGAGUGGCAGGUGGAGUGGGAAUCACAUGCUGGUUGGUGGUUUGCAACAAAGUAGUUACUCUGGCUCUGAAUGCCAUCAGCUAGAGUUUUCUAAUCUUUUGCUCAACAAAUUUGUUUGACAUUGAACAUUGGAGUUUUUGUUGUCAUUUUCAGUCAGCUGAUCCCAGUGUAGAACGUUUAAAUAAAAAAAAAAAAAAAUGCAGUGCAUUUUGGCAAUUUCAAAUUGCAACAGUAAUUUAUUGUCUUUGUUAGCAUUGUUUAUGUUUUAAUGUCAUUGUGUGUUUAUUACUCUGAAACUCAUUUUUAUUAAAGGAGAACAAGAAAUGUGCUUGUCGUUAUUGUAGUUUGUACCUGGGAAUAAUCCAACAAAGUCAAAUUGGGUCAUAAAAUGUUACUGUAAUUAAAAAAAAAAAAAAAAAA